UACCUUACGCCAUGCUUGUCCGAGAUUUUGAAAAUGGGCAGUAAACAUGUCCUUCAAAAAUAAUUGUGUACGUUUCGUAACAUUCUGUGGAGUUUAGUUGCAAAAUAUGGGAGGGAAUUUCUCGAGAACAGUGGUGAGGAAAGCUGUUAGGCCAAUUAAAAAUAUAAACAUUGAUGAAAGGGCUCAAAAGGCCGUGGCUAAACAUAAAGUGAAGCCGGUUGCUGCACCCCUACAUCCUACGACUAAAGACAUCAUAGAGAGACAAGUUGCAGAGCACCCGGAAAUAAAGGAGGAAAUGGAAAAGCAAGAUCCUUCAUUGAUUGAUCGUGUUAAUACGUUACAUGUGGAUAUGGUUGAAAAGAUGCCACAGAUCAGAUCUGUACAACGCCCCUUACCUCAGAGCAGAGAACACAUAGAAGAUCCACUAUUAGCGUUGGAAGAACCACGGAAAAUUCCGAAAGGCAAAAUUUCCUUUAGACAGUUUGGAACAAUUCUUGAUAAACACAGUGGUGAACCAAAACUUCACCAAGCAGAAGUUGUUGCUAAAGAAUACGAGUUAGACUUACAAGAUACAAUUAACUUAUUGAAAUAUUUUGAGAAAAUUAAGUUAGAAGAUUUAGGAGAGGUUGUUGAUGUUAAGGAGUUUGGCGCCAAAUGGACUUAUGAUCCAAACAAAGAAAAGAAACCAAAACUAACUUGAUGAAGGCUUUUUAUAGGAGUUUCUGUCUUUCAGUUAUGUUUUUUUCAAGCUGGCACAUUGUUAAGUCGAGAACAUUAGUGAGACAGUUGUAGAUACUGAAACAAAAAAUUAGAGGAAUUGUUUGGUUUCAGAAAAAAUAAUGUUGGAAUAUAGAAAUAAAACAGUUUCAGUGUCACUAACACAUAAUUUUUUAUGUUAACAUCUGACACUAGACAGUGUUAUUAUAGGGAUUUCAGAUGUGCAUAAAUUGAAAAAAAAAACAGUUGUGUAUGUUUUAUAAGAACUAAAGGCUCCGUGAUGAUUUCAUUCUUCAUGAAAGAUCCUUUUUCCUACCAGAGUACUCAAUCCGUUGAAAUAAAGGGACUGACCUCCAGACUUUGGCUAAAAAUUAUCUGUCUUUAAAUUUGAAAUCAUAUUAUUAACAUUAGAAUAGAGAUUUUUGUUUGUAAACUAUUUAUAAAAAAGCUAAAUCAUGAGUUAAAAACAUGUCUGCGUUGGGAAUUGAACCCUGGUCACAUCCGCAGUAAAAAGUUUCCUAUCAUCUUGGCCAAUACACGACAGAGAAAUAAGUACUUAACGACUGUUUAUAUACAGUUUUACAAAUAAAGCAGUGUAACAAAAGCUUUUCAAAUUUGAAUGGAAAGUUAGUAAAACAACUUAUUCUCAUGCAUUUCUAUAUCAUAUAAUCUAUCCGCACUAAGCCCUCUUUAGAAAAUUUCAAAUAAAGCAGUAAUUUCCAUAUAUAUCUUAAAAAAGAAUUUUUGUUGCCAUGUGAGUCUACAUUUAAAAGAAAAAACUGCUCUUAUAUUUUUCAAACUACAUAUAUUUUGGUACAUAUUUCUAGAGUACACCAUUUUCUACAUUACAAUAACAAGUGUUUAAUUUCUUGAUCAUGUCAUCAUUGUCAGAAUUGGUCAGUUAUAAGGUAGCAGAUUUGUAUGGAAGCUUAUGUAUUUGUAUUUGUUUUUUAAUGUUGAAAUAAAUCGAGUGAAAAUUCAUAAUUUUUUGUAAUUCUGUCAAGAUUUGAUAUUUGCAAAGAUAAUUCUUUUUGUGCUCUGUAUUACUCCGUAUAUUUUCAAUUAACAUUACUGCAGUGGAAGAGUUUGUAUUAAAAAUGCAAAUUAAAGUAG
Mercenaria mercenaria is the source of this 1830-nucleotide messenger RNA. RefSeq names its product NADH dehydrogenase [ubiquinone] 1 alpha subcomplex assembly factor 4-like. The record is from RefSeq and is a predicted model, not a curated record. The coding region runs from base 107 to 700 and encodes 197 amino acids. Lineage: Eukaryota; Metazoa; Mollusca; Bivalvia; Venerida; Veneridae. Gene Ontology annotation, biological process: mitochondrial respiratory chain complex I assembly. The transcript is spliced from 3 exons. Gene Ontology annotation, cellular component: mitochondrion.